Messenger RNA from Volvox carteri f. nagariensis, 1013 nucleotides. It is a transcript of the gene eif1A, whose product is annotated as eukaryotic translation initiation factor 1A. NCBI's taxonomy places the organism in Eukaryota, Viridiplantae, Chlorophyta, Chlorophyceae, Chlamydomonadales, Volvocaceae. The record is from RefSeq and is a predicted model, not a curated record. Gene Ontology annotation, molecular function: translation initiation factor activity; RNA binding. Gene Ontology annotation, cellular component: cytoplasm. Gene Ontology annotation, biological process: translational initiation. The transcript is spliced from 4 exons. Bases 209 to 634 code for a protein of 141 amino acids.
AGAGUAUUUGUCUCGUUGCACACUGCACAAAGAACGUGCGGCGGCCUACUUAAUUGCUGCUCGCUGAAAAUCUUCUUCGCGUUAGCGGGGCUUUUUCCUAAAGGGUGUGAGCCUGAAUAGUUCUUUUGUGGCUUGAGCGGCGAAAAGCUACUUUCAGCAGCAGCGUCAGGUAGCCAGCGCGGCGGCGGCAGCAGUUCUUUUUUUAAGGAUGCCCAAGAACAAGGGCAAGGGUGGUAAGAACCGCAAGAGGGGAAAGAACGAGAACGAGGAGGAAAAGCGCGAGCUGGUCUACAAAGAGGAUGGUCAAGAGUACGCGCAAGUGAUCCGCAUGCUCGGGAACGGCCGUUUGGAGGCGCAAUGCAUCGACGGCAGGAAGCGUCUUUGCAACAUUCGAGGCAAGAUGCGCAAGAAGGUCUGGGUUGCUCAGGGUGACAUCGUGCUUGUUGGUCUGCGAGAUUACCAGGACGAGAAAGCAGACGUCAUCAUGAAGUACACGGCUGAUGAGGCGCGUGUGCUCAAGCAGUAUGGCGAGCUGCCAGAGCACAUUCGCAUCAACGACACAGAUGUCAUCUUCGAGGGUGAAGAUAAGGAGAACCAGGAAUACUUCGAUUUCGAUGACAUUGCAGAGAUUUGAGCGCCAUUCCCUUCCCAGUCUUGGCAUCCUGGGCGGAGAGUUGCGUAUGGACGAUUCGCCUGGUGCGCAGUUCGGGAAAUUUACACUGCCAACGCAGGCCUGUGCACAGUUUGCAUCUCGGUUUGUAGAAGAGAGGCCGGGGUGGACGCAACCGAAGGCAUGUCGCCGAGCGUGUCUUACUGUGCAUACUAACCGGUGGUGCGCCUCCAUAGCCGGGAACGGUGCAGCAUCGAUCAGCUUUCGUGAGGUGUGGACGUUGUAAGGAAUUGGUAGCCAUGGACCCUUUCAGUGGACCCACGAAGCAAGUAGCAAACUGUACUAAUACUUACUAUACGUCCACACUUAGGAACAGAAUUGGGGCAUGUAAUUGGAUCGCAAC